Molecule: messenger RNA, 1694 nt
Organism: Paramuricea clavata
Lineage: Eukaryota; Metazoa; Cnidaria; Anthozoa; Malacalcyonacea; Plexauridae
Source: the annotation of a GenBank genome assembly
AUGCAAGAUUUUCAAACUUGGAUAGAUAAGAGUGAAAACGUAAUCAGCCAACUGUGCACAGAGUGGGACGGGCUUCUCGUGAUCACCGGUGAUUUUAAUAUAGAUCUGCUCAGGCCUGAACAGCCCCAAGUAAAACAAUAUAUUGACAUGCUAGAAUCGCUCAAUCUUCAUCAACAUGUAGAGCUACCAACAAGGACAACGGCAAACUCUAAAACAUUAAUUGAUCACAUAAUAAGUAACAUACCAAGUCGAGUGACGCAUACGGGCGUAUUGCCUUGUCCAACGAUCAGCGACCACGACGCUCCGUACGUCUGCCUCAAUGUGAGAAUCACUCGUUUCGAACCCCGCUUCAAAUUUAUUAGAAAUGAACGACAAUUCGGUGAAAAUGCCUUCCUUGAAGAUGUCGCAGCGUUACCACUGAAUAUAGUGUAUAGCACCGAUGAAGCAGACGAUAAACUAGAGAUUUUUAACAGUUUGUUCAAAUCUAGCAUAAACAGACACGCCCCACUGAGAAAGAUGAAGAUUACACGGCCACCGGCACCCUGGUUAAAUGCUGAGGACAUCAAACAGUUACAAUCUGAAAGGAACAAGCUUCGACAUCUCGCUCAUGCCACAAAGAAAGAUAGCAUUUGGCAAUUAUUCCGUGGAAUCAGAAAUAAGAUCAAAACUAGAAUCAAGGAAGCAAAACGAUCCCUUCUACCGGAAAGCUCUAUCGUCGAGAAAACCCAAAGAUCUCUGGCGCACAAUCCAUCGCAUCUUACAUCCCAGUCAACAAAAAAUUUCUGCGGAUCCCAAUGUAUUGAACCAUCAUUUUAGUACAACCUCUCAGCGUCUGUUGGGAACUUCCCCUUCAUCAUCUGACGACCUACGGAAUCUGAUUAACACUUUUCCAGAUAACACUAACCACUCCUUUACUUUACGUCCAGCAACCUUUCGGGAGGUUUUAAAUGAAAUAAAAGGUCUACGAUCAGAUUGCUCAACCGGGACGGAUCAAAUACCAGUUAAAUACAUUAAGCUGGCAGCAGACUGGAUUGCUUCACCACUGACUCACAUCAUCCAUUACAUCUCUAAUAACUCGUUUCCAAAAAUUUGGAAGCUUGCACGAGUCUCCCCAAUACCUAAAACUGACCACCCUGUCGAAUCGGAUGAUUUCAGGCCUAUUGCAAUUUUGCCAGCCUUAUCAAAAAUCUACGAACGCCUUGUUCUCAAACAGUUGCUUUUAUACAUAGAAGACCAUAACAUACUCCACAGUGGUAUGUCAGGAUACCGCAAAGGCCACUCCACCAACUCAGUGUUACUGCGAAUCAGAGACGACAUCAUUCAUGCGAUGAAAAAAGGAGAAGUUACGCUCAUCGCCUUCGCUGACUUCUCUAAAGCAUUUGACACUGUCGAGUAUGCCACCGUGUUUAAGAAACUUCACAACGUCGGUUUCUCUCAUGAUGCAAUCUAUUGGGUAUUGAAUUACUUAACUGGGAGAAAACAGUAUGUUCAAAUUAAUGAGGGGUAGAAACAUUGUAACAGCUUGCGCGUUAAUGAGUUAAAGGAACACGUGCGUCUGAUAUAAGAAGAGAAAUUCUCUUGAAAGUACCUAAUACGUGAAGUAUUAUUUUUAUUACUAUAGAUAUGUAAUUACAAUUAUCUAUUCAAACGAACCUAGUCAUCUAGCUGGAAGAUUUAUUUAUUGUAAGUCGUAA